AUGCAUACAUUUAGUUAUCGAGAUGAUUUUGACCUUUUUGAAUCUGCUGAAGAUCCAUGUGGCCUUUCAGUCAAAAAGACUGAUGAAUUUACUUUGAAAAUACCUCCUAUAUAUAUGCAAACACCAAUCCAAACCUUUUUAGACGAAGAUGCUUCUAUUUACUUUGAAUAUUUUUGUUUUAAGGUGUCAAAAAUUGUAACGGUUGGACCUGACCAAUGCAAUCAUUUAGUGAAAACGUACAUUCCAUUAGCAACUUCAUUUGAACCUAUCCGGUAUGCAUUAGCGUCAUGGGGUAGUGUUUUCUUAGAUUCCGAUUCAAAUUUCUAUAAGAAGUAUAUGAAAAUCGCUACUAAAAAGGUAUUAGGUCUUUACAAUUCCUCACGGAGAGUGGAAAAGGAAACAUUUUAUUUGUUAUUAUGUUUUUUCUUAAUUGUCAUGUCUAUAGAAAUUAAUGCAGGUGAUACAUUCUAUUGGAGACGAUUUUUUAUUCUCUCUCAGGAUUUGAUUGAAGAAUAUGGAGGGGUGGAAAAAGUGGCACUUGAUUUUCAAUUUUCUAAUGAAAUUAAAUGGAUCAUUUCGAACAUACAAUACCAUGAUGCUUUGUCCAGUGAUUCUACGAUCCAUAGAAACAAAUUUAUAUGUGAUUAUAAAAAGAUAAUGCUGCAUUCAAGAUUUUUUGGAGGCAGCAACUACGGCAUGGAUCCUUUUCAAGGUUGUAUACAACCUAUUUAUUCAAUUCUAGGAGAAAUUAAUAAUGAAGCAAUAAAGUUAGAAGAUCAGAAGAAGUAUAUUGAAACUUUAAAGUCGCAGCUGGUGGGAAUCAAAGAGAUAAUGAUAUUCAAGAAAGACUACUGCGAUACUUCAACUAAGGUGUCAGAGUCUCUUAUGUUAAAGCUUAAUAAAUGCCGACCAUUAGAAACACAUAUUGCAGUCUUAGCAGGAGAUGUCAAAGAUUUGAGAUUGCAUACAGAUUUUUUUGAGCUUCAGAGACUUAGCUGCAUUUUAUAUGUAUUGAUGAGGAUUAAGAAGAUAAAACCACGCGCACCAAUAUCUCAAGGUUAUUUGAUAAGAGCACUAGAAAAGAUGGAGUCAGUCUGUGAUAGUCGAUUGGCAACAUGUAUGGGAUUUCCUAUGUUGAUUUGUGGUAUGACUUGCUGCGAAGAAGAGGAAAGAAUUAUUAUGAGGAAAAAUAUGAGUACAAUUCUCAGGAACUGUCCUAAUGGCACCUUUAAAAUUAUUGUUUCCCUAGUUGAGGAAACAUGGAAGAUGGACCCUGAGGGUGAAACUUUCCCUAACUGGGGUGACCUUGCACACCAGAAAGGUUGGCAUAUCUGUAUAAGCUAA
Debaryomyces fabryi is the source of this 1344-nucleotide messenger RNA. RefSeq names its product fungal specific transcription factor domain-containing protein. Gene Ontology annotation, cellular component: nucleus. Gene Ontology annotation, biological process: positive regulation of transcription by RNA polymerase II. NCBI's taxonomy places the organism in Eukaryota, Fungi, Ascomycota, Pichiomycetes, Serinales, Debaryomycetaceae. The transcript has a single exon. Gene Ontology annotation, molecular function: DNA-binding transcription factor activity; transcription cis-regulatory region binding. Bases 1 to 1344 code for a protein of 447 amino acids. The record is from RefSeq and is a predicted model, not a curated record.